Cylas formicarius (sweet potato weevil) is the source of this 1721-nucleotide messenger RNA. RefSeq names its product zinc finger protein 329-like. NCBI's taxonomy places the organism in Eukaryota, Metazoa, Arthropoda, Insecta, Coleoptera, Brentidae. The record is from RefSeq and is a predicted model, not a curated record. Gene Ontology annotation, cellular component: nucleus. Gene Ontology annotation, molecular function: zinc ion binding. The transcript has 5 exons. Bases 475 to 1689 code for a protein of 404 amino acids.
CUCCUGACGUAGGCAUCCAUCGUCUGUGGUUUCUAACCAAAACCACCUCGUAUGCAAUUUCGCUGAUCGUUGAUCUAAUACGACCGCCAUUAAAGAGGAGGCGUUUUUUUAGAGACGAUAUGCAACUCGUGACAUAAGCAAUCGAUCACUUACGUCCCAGGUAAUAGUGCGUUAUGUGGUCUGUGGUUUCUAAGCCCAACUAGCAGACACGGUUGGCUUGCCGAUAACCUUUGCUCUCAAUUUUUUACGAACGGAAUGUAUUAACCGGAGUGAUUUAAAAUUUAUAUGCUGUAAUUUGUUUCUUUAGUGUUGUUAGUUUUGGUUUUGACGGGCCUGUUGAAAACAGACGUCGGUGAUUACUGAUUAAUGAUUUCACUUGGGUAGCCAAGUCCACAGACGGGCCAGACACUGAUAAACUAACCUCUUGUGCGGUGUGAUACGCGACAGAAUUGAAUUGUUGUAAUUUCCCAUAAAAUGAGCAGGGGUAUGGAGUUGAAGGAGCUGAAGGCUUUGUGCCGGACUUGUUUGUCGCCGGAAACUAGUUUAACGUCUUUGUUUACUCUAAUAAACAUCUCCAAUAAAGAACCGCUAUGGCUAAAUGUGAUAUUCGAAAAGUGCACAUCUUUAGAGGUUUCGCAGGACGACCUGUUUUCCGUUAAAAUCUGCGACGGCUGCCUGGAGAAGCUGAUCGUUUCAUAUUUGUUCAAGGAGCUGUGUUUCGAAUCGCAAGACAAACUACGACAGGUUUACGAGUCGCGGUUGUUGGAAAACUACGGCUUGGAAGAUUCUUUGUUCGAUAACAAAGGACUCGGAGAUACGAAACGAUCCGAGACCGAAUCAUCCGAUUCGAAUAACGACGGGGACUGCUCGGUUGCGUGCGAGGUACUCGAAGCUGAGUUUCCGUGUCCCACGUGCCGUAAAGUUUUCACUUCAGAGGACUCGCUGCGGCAACACUCCACCUCACACACGGAUUUCGAGAAAGACCGAUGUCCGGUUUGCGCGAGACAAUUUGCGAGGUCCUACGACGUCAAGAGGCAUUUUGCGUCUGUGCACGGCGGCGAAAAGCCGCACACGUGCCGGAUUUGCAAUGCCUCAUAUACCCAGUCGGGCACCUUGAAAAAACACAUGCGAAAGCAUGGCUGCGCAGCCGAUUGCAAAAUCGCCGAGAAAAAAACCGAGGAAAAGCCCCACCUGUGUUACAUUUGCGGGAAAUCGUUUAAAUUCUCUUCAAGUUUGACGAUUCACGUUAGGAGACAUGUGGGCGACAAACCGUACCGAUGCAAAGUGUGCAAUGUGAGGUUCGUGUCAAGCGGUCGUCUGACGACGCACGCCAGGACCCACACCGGCGAACGUCCGUUCGCGUGUAAAAUAUGCGGCAAAACUUUCUCCCACUCCUCGGUCGCAGCGAAACAUUUCAAAUCUCACUCCUGUGCGAAACCCUACGAAUGCGGCCGAUGCGCCAAAACCUUUUCCACGCCCUACUAUUUGAACAUUCACCGUCGGUUGCACAGCGGCGAGAAGCCGUUCGAAUGUCCGACCUGCCGAAAAGCCUUCGCCGACCCGAAGAACCUGAAACAGCACAAAAAGAUCCACACCGACGUGAAGGACUACCACUGCGUCCUGUGCGGCAAGUCGUUCAGGCGGAAUCACCACUUGAAAGCGCACAUGAACGUCCACGGCAGACGAUAAAACCUACAAGUCGCGUUCGAAAAUAAAGUAGU